CUUUAAGUGAAGGGGGCGGACAGCCGGUCAGCGGCAAGUCCUCACAAACAACUCGCGAAGUAUAAGAUAACGAUAACUUGGUCUGUGUGUGAGUGACAGUACGGGAAUGCGGUAAUAAUGGGGUAAACGAGACGACUAUAGCGCCCACGACACUUUCAACCGAGCGAGCACGCUGCAAACACGUGAGCGCCGACAAGACACGUGACGUUGUGGAACCAAUGAGCGCGCGGAGAGUGGGAGUGGGGCGCGGCCUGAGAGAUGUGCCUUGUGGUGUGCUCUGAGGAUCUGUGCGCAGUUGUCUGAGGGAGCCGGAUACAGAGGCGGCUUUUUCCUGGAGGCUCUGCUGUGUCUUCUCUUAUCAAUUACCAUGUUCCAAAGGCCCCUGCGCUCACCACAUUCAUUCUCACUGGCUCUGCUGUGUUUCCCUUCCCCACAGGGUCGCAGAGGCUGAAGCCAGAAUUAGUAAUUAUCCCCCGGUUUCCCUCUCACCCAAAUUCCUCUUAACAUUAUGACCCUGGUCUGGACUUGAAAUAUUCUCUUUUCAUUUCUCUGGAUUUUCCUCUUCCAUUCGUUUUUUUUUACCUUCAGUGGAAUUUUUUUAAAUUUUAAUUUUUUGUAAAAAAAAUAAUUCUUGGGGUCUGGAAAGAUGGGGGUGAAUGCUGUGCACUGGUUCCGGAAGGGCUUGAGGCUCCACGACAAUCCAGCCCUGCGGGAAUGUAUCCAAGGGGCCGACACCGUCCGAUGUGUCUAUAUCCUGGAUCCCUGGUUUGCUGGAUCUUCCAAUGUGGGAAUCAAUAGGUGGAGAUUUCUGCUGCAGUGUCUGGAAGACCUUGAUGCCAAUCUGCGGAAGUUGAACUCACGAUUGUUUGUGAUCCGCGGACAGCCUGCUGAUGUAUUUCCUCGGCUUUUCAAGGAAUGGAAAAUUUCGAAGUUGUCUAUUGAGUAUGACUCUGAGCCUUUUGGGAAAGAACGAGAUGCAGCCAUCAAGAAGCUUGCGAGUGAGGCUGGUGUGGAGGUCAUUGUACGCAUUUCACAUACCUUGUAUGACUUGGACAAGAUUAUAGAGUUAAAUGGUGGCCAGCCUCCCCUGACCUAUAAAAGAUUUCAGACUUUGAUCAGCAAAAUGGAGCCACUGGAGAUCCCGGUAGAAACCAUCACAGCAGAAGUCAUGGAAAAAUGCAGCACUCCUGUGUCCGACGAUCACGAUGACAAAUACGGGGUUCCUUCCUUGGAAGAACUAGGCUUUGAUACAGAAGGACUGCCAUCUGCUGUGUGGCCUGGAGGAGAAACAGAAGCUCUCACUCGCUUAGAAAGACACCUGGAGAGGAAGGCAUGGGUUGCAAACUUUGAAAGACCCCGGAUGAACGCAAACUCCCUUCUUGCAAGUACUACAGGUCUUAGCCCCUACCUGCGGUUUGGAUGUCUGUCUUGUCGUCUGUUCUACUUCAAACUUACCGAUUUGUAUAAAAAGGUAAAGAAAAACAGUUCACCCCCACUGUCUCUUUAUGGGCAGCUUCUGUGGCGUGAAUUUUUUUACACCGCAGCCACAAACAACCCUCGCUUUGAUAAGAUGGAAGGCAAUCCCAUAUGUGUGCAGAUCCCUUGGGAUAGAAACUCAGAGGCACUUGCUAAAUGGGCCGAGGGACGGACUGGAUUUCCGUGGAUUGAUGCGAUCAUGACCCAGCUGCGCCAGGAAGGCUGGAUUCACCAUCUGGCACGACACGCUGUAGCAUGUUUCCUCACUAGGGGAGACCUCUGGAUUAGCUGGGAAGAAGGAAUGAAGGUAUUUGAGGAGCUGCUUCUUGAUGCUGAUUGGAGCAUGAAUGCUGGAAGUUGGAUGUGGCUCUCCUGCAGUUCGUUUUUCCAGCAGUUUUUUCACUGUUAUUGCCCCGUUGGGUUUGGAAGAAGGACUGACCCCAAUGGAGAUUACAUCAGGCGUUAUCUGCCUAUUCUGAAGGGCUUUCCCCCAAAGUAUAUUUAUGACCCAUGGAAUGCUCCUGAGACGGUCCAGAAAGUAGCAAAGUGCAUCAUUGGAGUGAAUUACCCCAAACCGAUGGUGAACCAUGCUGAAGCAAGCCGCCUGAACAUUGAGAGGAUGAAACAAAUAUACCAGCAGCUGUCUCGAUACAGAGGAUUGGGUCUUCUCGCAUCAGUGCCUUCGAAUCCAAAUGGAAAUGGUGGGUUGAUGAGUUAUUCUCCAGGAGAGGGAAUGCCUGGUAGCAGCAACAACAAUGGAGGCUACUGGCAAGGGAGCAGCAUUCUGCAUCACAGCGACAAGCAGCAGUCUUACUUAAUGCAAGCCAGGAACCCGCUCCAUUCUGCGGUAUCCUCGGGCAAGCGACCGAAUCCAGAAGAAGAGACUCAGAGUGUUGGACCGAAAGUCCAGCGGCAAAGCAGCCAUUAAAAUGAUUUCUGGAAUUACCCCGUAAGCAGAAUAGAGAAUAUUUCAUCGCCGUCCUGGUUCCAGCUGCAAAUUGUAAUUGUACAAUUAAGGAAACGCACUUUUUUGCCCUGUCGUUAUCUCAUCUGCCUAUGAGAGCGUCAUUUAUCUCUGCGUUUCUAUGGUUUCUAUCAGUAAGCAGUUUUGUACAUACGACUAAUUAUUUUGUGAUGCUUGCUUACAGACAGUGUAAAUAUGAAUAUCCAUGAACUACUUAUAGGCUCCACGAUAUAUUUUUAUAACAAAUUAUUUAUGGAGCCCGAAUAUGAUAUGCCUGUAAAUAUACCUUUUUUUUUCAUCUAAAUACUAAUGAGACCUGUUCAUUAAAGCUCCAUAAGUGUCA
Messenger RNA from Xenopus laevis (African clawed frog), 2783 nucleotides. It is a transcript of the gene cry1.S, whose product is annotated as cryptochrome-1. Gene Ontology annotation, molecular function: DNA binding; FAD binding. The transcript has 13 exons. The coding region runs from base 647 to 2404 and encodes 585 amino acids. Lineage: Eukaryota; Metazoa; Chordata; Amphibia; Anura; Pipidae. Gene Ontology annotation, cellular component: nucleus; cytoplasm. The record is from RefSeq and is a predicted model, not a curated record. Gene Ontology annotation, biological process: circadian regulation of gene expression; entrainment of circadian clock by photoperiod; negative regulation of DNA-templated transcription.